This is a messenger RNA of Alternaria alternata, 1267 nucleotides long. RefSeq lists its product as hypothetical. NCBI's taxonomy places the organism in Eukaryota, Fungi, Ascomycota, Dothideomycetes, Pleosporales, Pleosporaceae. The transcript has a single exon. The record is from RefSeq and is a predicted model, not a curated record. The coding region runs from base 118 to 993 and encodes 291 amino acids.
CUUACCUUUACUUCCUCCAACCCACAUCACGCGACAGUCAACUACCACGAGAUUAUCACUCGAACCGCAAUCUGCUCACACAAUCACUUCAAGAAUCUAACUCAGAACAACUCAGCAAUGCGCGCAUACUUCGACGUUGCCUUUGCGCUGCCGCUCAUCGCUGCGGGCGCGCACCUGGGCCAUCGCCACAGUCAUGAUCAUGCCGACGUUCAUCGCCGCGCGGUCAAAACUGAUGUCGUCGUUGUCACCGAGACGGUAUAUCUUACGCUGACUGCAGAGCCCAUCUCGACCUCACCACAAUCUUCUAGCUGUGCCGCCGUCAGCACCUCGACUGCGGCUCCACCGUCCAUUACUUUCAACUUCCCGGAGAAGGGGCCAUCCGAUAUCGCGUCCAGGUCUGCGUCGUCUUCUGCCGCAUCGUUCUCUGCUGCGCCAUCAUCUGAUUUACCACCUAAGACUCCAUCAUCUACCGGCAACCUCUAUGCGCCUUUGAGCUACGAACCGCAUACUGCCAUCAUUGUCAACUCCUGCGACUAUGGCGUCUACGUAUCUUCAAUCGGCGACGUCACUACCUGUGGCCCCGGAAAGAUUUGCGAGCUUGUUCCCGCUAACACCACCUACUCCGAACCCAUCCGCAGCUGCGGCGACUCUGGAAUCUCCCUCAAGGUCUCAAAGACGGAGUCAAUGGCCCAGCCGAUGCAGUUCGAAUAUACUGUCUGGCCUGACAGCACCACCAUGUCCUACGAUAUCUCCUACUUGGACUGCCAAGUCAAGACUGACGAUGUCUUUGACUUCAGCGCCUGCGUGGGACACGAGAAGGGUAUACAGGCUGCCGCCCCCAAUGGACCCGUCUACGAGUGCGUGGCAAAUGAACCAUGUGCUCAGAAUGCCUACAUUGUACCUGAGUUUGGCUACUUGCCCGGUGCACCGGUCGGUAGUUCCACCAUCGACAAGGGUAUUGCCUUCGAGAUUUGCGCAGAGAACAGGACGUGAGUGGGAGAUGAGGAAGAACGAAAUUCGCGACAACGACUUGAACAUUUCUUUCUCAGUUCGACCAACCGAGUUAUCCGGACGUCUCUUCUUAGGGGCACGAUGGAUUGUUAACGUGUGUACUCAUGUUGUUGUAUUAAUAAUCUGGUUCAAACAUCUUUCUAACAAUUUUCGUACAGGCCCUGAAUACUCCGGGUGGACAACAUACACAGUCUCAUGUGGGUUUACUUUCCUUCUUUGCCUUGCGUUCUUUUGUACAUUCUCUCUGUUGAGGUCU